Molecule: messenger RNA, 2886 nt
Organism: Dissoconium aciculare CBS 342.82
Lineage: Eukaryota; Fungi; Ascomycota; Dothideomycetes; Mycosphaerellales; Dissoconiaceae
Product: HET-domain-containing protein
Exons: 1
Coding region: 221-2806 (861 amino acids)
Source: RefSeq, a predicted model, not a curated record
AGGAUUUGGUGGACAAUGGAACUGUUCUUGGCGAGUUCUGGAACAUUGCCCACUACUUACACCAUGUCCUUGUAUACGAUGCCGAAAGGGCAUAUUACCCAUCUCUGCGGAAGGACAGAACCUCUUCGUCCCUUGAGAGCGCGUUUUGGGUGACGACGGACGAUCAAUUGUAGAACGCGCGAGGAACGUGUCACGCUAUAUAUACAUCCCUCGGAAUUCGAUGGCGUCGGGGACGGAUCCGUCAACAUCACCACAUGUACAGCUACAAGGCUCAGAGCAAGGACAGGAGACUUCACAGCAAAAGAAACAGCAGGGACAACCCGAUGUCCUUCAAGCUGCGCAACUCGAUGAGUUCACACGCUCCAUCAUCCAUCUCGGCGCGCUCGUCCUAGGGGAGAUCCUACAUGGUCUCAAGAUCUCAUUCGGGGUCUGGCUCGCGGCCAAGCUCGUCGCAUAUGUCCUCCCGGUGAUUCAACCCGGCGUCGUAUCGCUCUACGCCCACGCGGCGGCACUGCUUCAGAACCGCAGCCUGCACGCCGCCAUCCAAGCCGGACGUCAAACGAUCGCGCGCGAUGGCGCCGACGACGACAAUUUUGUCAAUCUCCUGUUGCACGUUUCCCAGGUCGUCAUAUAUCUGACCACGGUCCUUGUGGUCCGGUAUUGGUCGCUUCUGUGGCGGACUGUCUGGAGCUGGUUACCGUCGCUGGGCGCCGUGACGACCUUGGGGCUGUUUUGGUGGAUUUACAUUGAUGAUCCUUUCAACACUCUGGUCCACGAGGGUGGCAAGUUGGCUCGCGUCUUGUUCUCGAUGAUCGGUUAUCUCGCCAAGGCUUUGGUCUUCGUAGCUGCUAGGAUAUUCCGGCUGGUGGAGGUCUCAUAUCGAUUCUACUACAAGCAGAAGAUUAAAAUCUUCAAGCCCGUCCUUGCACUUCAUCAUGGUGCGGCGUAUCCUUAUCGAGCACUCGGCGCUGAUGAGAUUAGAUUGCUGGAAAUCUCGCGAAAGGGUCCGUUUGGAGAUUACACCUGUAAAGUUGUGCACGUCGCGCUCCAGUCAUCACCCAUCUACGAGGCCAUUUCAUACACCUGGGGCGGUCUGCCUCCCUCACACGAUCUGGUCGUCGAGGACGGAUACGUGCUCAAGGUCAGUGAGAGAGUGAUGGAGAUCAUCCGGGCGCGAGCCUCAGUGCUGGACAGCAAGUCUCUUUGGAUCGACGCGGUCUGUAUCAAUCAAGGCGAUCGUGCUGAGAGGGCGGUACAGGUCGGUCUCAUGGCGGAAAUCUACCAGAACGCUUCCAAGACUAUUGUCUGGCUCGGGAUGUCGCCAGAAGCUUCGGCGUGUAUUUCAUUCAUCAACCGGCAUAUGGUGACGUUUCACCUGAACCGACCAAACACAAAUUGGAAGGCUCUGUUCCGCAUAGGGAGCAGGGAAGCUGGCUGGCAGGAAUUCCUCAAUUUCCUCGAGCAUCCGUAUUGGUCACGGAUGUGGAUCAUCCAGGAGAUCGUGCUCUCCACGAAGCCAAUCAUUUCAUACGGUGGUGAAUAUUUCACCUUCGAGUACCUCCAGACGUUCUUCCGAGAGAUGUACAGCAAGAACGUCGGCACUAUGUUCGUGAUGACGGAGACCGCCGUUGAGCCUAAAGGACCCAUUGCGCCAGGUGGAUCGGUGCAAAUUCCGCUCAUCAUGGCGAUGAAGUCUUUGGUCCAGGGACCAGAAGGAUCGGCCGUAGGAAUGCCUGACCUGAUGCAGAUGACCCGCCGCUGCAAAGCCUUCGAUCCACGAGAUAUGGUCUAUGGUGUGUUGGGCCUGCUGCGGGCGAGUGGCGAUCAAAGUAUUGUUCCAGAUUAUGAAAAGACGCCCACAGAGGUCUGUAUAGAAGUGGGCAGACAUUGUUUCGCCCUUCGGCCCCAGCAUACCCUCACGUGGGCGGGUAUUGGGUUCAAACGCACGACAACCUCGCUUCCAUCCUGGUGUCCUGAUUAUUGUGGGCCAUGGGAACUGUCUCCCCUCCACCAAGACAAUACAAACGCCUCCGAUAUCUUAUACAAUGCUUCUGCGGGCACCCCUCCGAGCUUGACCCUUCAUCCAAGCCUUCCCAUCCUGACGGUGCGUGCAGUGCAUUUCGACACCAUCGCGGAUCUCGGCCCGAAAUGCAUCGAAGCAGCCCAAGUGACCGGCAUGGACGUCACGGCCGCCGCGAAAUUCCUAGCGGAAAGCACCAUCGCGCUCUCCGACUUCACCGAAGCAGCGCUCGCCGCCAUGCCGCACCAUCAAUCCGAGGACCCAGAAUCCCCCGAGAUGAUAUGGCGCACUCUCAUCGGCGACCGCAACCCCGCGACAGCACGCGCGGCCGCACGUCGCCCGGCAGAUGCAAGCUACAGCGAGCAUUGCCGCGCGUCACAACGACUCGCGAGGGCUUUGAUCAACGGGCCCGACCAUCCCGAUGCGCCACAGGCGAGUGAUGCAUUCACCAAAUCCGGCGUGGGUCCCUUCUUUGAUGAUGAGGUCGGGAAUGGCCUCUUCCUGGCGGCGCACGCGAAUGUGGGUGCCGGAAGACGAAUCGCAGUGACGAAGAAGGGAAGCUUGUCGCUCGUCCCGGAGUAUUCUCGGGUGGGUGAUACCGUUGGCGUCCUGGCGGGGAUUCAGGCUUGUGUUGUCUUACGCGAAGAGCCGCUGUUGUCGAUGCCGCGCGGAGACGAUGAGCCUGUAAUACGGUGGAGACUUGUCGGCGAAGCUUACGUCCAUGGUCAUAUGGAUGGUAGAGCUUUGAGCGGAGAUGAUCGAUGGGAGACAAUUCACAUAUGGUGAUACUAUUGAUGAGACCCGUUAUGGAAUAAUCAUCCAGGUAAACAGUCACAUUUCGAUCGACAGCAAUUCCUCGUUGGCUC